AUGAAGUGUCAGAAAGUUGCUGGACCUGAGCUGCCUGAGAGUCAAUUUCCCUGGAAGCAACACAAAGCAGAGCUUCCUGGGAGAAGACACAAUGCCUCCUAUUGUCCCUGUCACUUCCCGUCCACCCUCCUGGAGUUUAAGUGUCUACCCAGGAGCCACUGCCCUGUGCGAAGGCUGUUUGCCGAUGCCCAGCUGUGGUUUCCAAAACCCCCGUGAGAAGUAGUUUCUGUCCACAGUCACUGUUUCCAGACUGGCCAGGCCAUCUGCAGAGGAGAGGCCUGGCCCAGGGAGACCAGGAAGAGGCCCUGCUUUGAAAGGACCCUGGUGGCUGGCGAUGUCUCAUGGGUAGCUGGGAGGCAGCUGAUGCCAGCCAUGCUGGACAUGCUCUGGGCAGCGGACAGGGUGGCUCAAGUCCCCGUGGCACCCUUCCAUGGAAAGACCCCAGGAGGCUCCUGAGGGCCCAGGUCCCGGACAGAGGACCAAGUGUGGGUUAGCAGUCAGCUCUCAGAACGUGCCUGGAAAACACACACCCAGGUCCUAAAGAUGAGUCUCAUUCCUACCUGGGCAAGAGUGGAGUAA
Messenger RNA from Microcebus murinus (gray mouse lemur), 579 nucleotides. The record is from RefSeq and is a predicted model, not a curated record. Lineage: Eukaryota; Metazoa; Chordata; Mammalia; Primates; Cheirogaleidae.